AUGUCUAAACCGGUCUUAAAAGCAUCCGAUAUUCCAGACGAGUUGAGGAAUGAGAUUUUUGAAAUUAGUGUACAGGCUGUUGACCAAUUUCAGCUUGAGCGUGAAAUUGCAGCAUAUAUCAAAAAGGAUCUAGAUGUCAAGCAUGGCCAGACUUGGCAUGUUAUCGUGGGUAAGAACUUUGGCAGUUAUGUAACUCACGAGAAAGGCCAUUUUCUAUAUUUUUAUAUUGGGCCCUUGGCAUUUUUAGUCUUUAAAACCGCUUAA
Eremothecium cymbalariae DBVPG#7215 is the source of this 264-nucleotide messenger RNA. RefSeq names its product dynein light chain (gene DYN2). Gene Ontology annotation, cellular component: cytoplasmic dynein complex. NCBI's taxonomy places the organism in Eukaryota, Fungi, Ascomycota, Saccharomycetes, Saccharomycetales, Saccharomycetaceae. Gene Ontology annotation, biological process: microtubule-based process; cilium assembly. The coding region runs from base 1 to 264 and encodes 87 amino acids. The record is from RefSeq and is a predicted model, not a curated record. Gene Ontology annotation, molecular function: dynein light intermediate chain binding; dynein intermediate chain binding. The transcript is spliced from 3 exons.